UCCGCCAUAUUGGUUGUGGCACGUUGAUUUUUAGAAAGGCAUGGCACACUUCAACCCCCCUCAAAUACAGGACAAUCCCAAUGGAUGGGGUCCUUGUGCAAUUCCAGAUCAAUUUAAAGAUCUUCCGUAUCAACCUUUUUCUAAAGGAGAUCGUCUAGGAAAGGUGUCUGAUUGGACUGGAGCUACAUACCAAGACAAGAGACAUCUAGGGAAAUACUCCUCUGCAUUUGGUGGUGGUGCCAGCCAGUAUGCUUAUUAUCAUGACGAAGAUGAGAACAGCUUCCAAUUGGUGGACACCUCAAAGAUCCAGAAGCCCCAGUACCAGAGAGGCCGCAGAGUGUUCCAACAGAACAAACAGAGAAGAGAACGAGAGAGGAGACAACAGCAAAACCAGGCCAACAUGCAGGUGCUCUCCAAGACACAGAAAAGUAGAGAGAGAGAUAGGCAGAGGCAGCUGAGGAAGUGGCAAAAACAAUUUGGAAAACAAAUGCAGGAAAACAGAAACAAGGCUCCGUUAAAACACAGAGAUGCCUCAGUUCAGGUCAAGGACAACUGGGAAGUGGUUGAGGAGAUGGAUUUCCCACGACUGACCAAGCUCAGUCUGCCGACCGUAGAUGAUGCCGUAGAUCUGUUGAAGUGUGGCAGUAUGGAGUAUUAUGACAAGCAGUAUGAUAGAGUGUCAACAAAGAAUGAGAAACGAAUGAAGAGGAUUGACAGAGUGUUCCACAAAGUGACCACCACUGAUGACCCCAUCAUCAGACAGCUUGCUAAAUCCAGUGGCAAUGUGUUUGCCACAGAUGCGAUCCUUGCUACCCUGAUGUGCUGCACAAGAUCUGUGUACUCCUGGGAUAUCAUUGUACAGAGGGUAGGGAACAAGCUGUUCUUUGACAAGAGAGAUGAUUCUGAGUUUGACCUGCUGUCCGUGAGUGAGACGGCCACCGAACCACCGCAAGAUGAAGGGAACAGCAUUAAUUCCCCUCGUAACCUUGCCCUGGAAGCUACCUUCAUCAAUCACAACUUUUCUCAGCAAGUUCUCCGAAUGGGAGAUGAAAAGUACAGCUUUGAGAAAACCAAUCCUUUUGUUCAGAAAGACGAAGCAUCCAAUAUAGCAUCUGUAGGAUAUAGGUAUCGUAAAUUUCAACUAGGAAAUGACAUUGAGUUAAUAUGUCGCUGUGAACAUGAUGCAGUAUUGAUGGGUCCCAAUGGAGAACUCCAGUUCAUUAACAUCAAAACGCUUAAUGAGUGGGACUCAAGAUAUAGUGGAGGUGUGGACUGGAGAAGUCGCCUUGACAACCAGAGAGGGGCUGUGUUGGCUACGGAGCUGAAAAACAACAGCUGUAAGCUCGCCAAGUGGACAGUCUGCUCACUACUGGCUGGAUCAGAUCAGAUUAAAUUUGGCUAUGUUUCGAGAGUACAUCACAGAGACACCAGUAAACAUGUGAUUCUGGGAACUCAGCAGUUUAAGCCUACAGAGUUUGCAAAUCAGAUAAAUCUUAACAUGGAGAAUGCCUGGGGAGUACUGAGGUGUAUUAUAGAUACCUGUAUGAAACUGAAAGAAGGAAAAUAUCUCAUCAUGAAGGACCCUAACAAGCUGGGAGUAAAUAUGAAUCAGUAUCCAGCUGGACUAGUUCCCAUGAUGGUUCCUCAGCCAUACAUGAUGGCUGUGCGAUUACCACAAGGAGUGCAGCCCCAACGAGCCCAGACUGCUCUUGGACAGACAGCAUUAAGCCAAGCUGCAUUAGGAACAGCAGCAUUAGGCCAGGCUGGUAUCAUGAGUCAAGCAGCUUUAGGACAGACAGCCUUAAACCAAACAGCUCUGAGUCAAAGUGCUAUGGGACAAACAGCAGUCAGUCCAGCUCUCAUGGCACAGGCUGCAAUGGGACAAACAGCCCUGGGUCAGACAGCCUUAGGACAGACAGCAUUAGGACAAAAUGCACUUGGCCAUAUUCCUCUAAGUCAAGCAGCAUUGGGUCAGGCAGCUCUGGGGCAAAGUAUGUAUGGACAAACAGCUUUAGGUGGGGCAACAGCUCUAGGCCAUUCAGCAUUCCUUCCUGGUUUACCCAUAGCAGCAGCUGCAGCUCAGAGGUUUGCCGCUGCUCCGUCUCCUGGUGGUUUGCAGGCAUUGUCCUUGACCUCAGCAGCUCAAGGUCUUACUCCCCAGCAUCAGAUGUUACAGUUGGACCCCAAUGCUGCACUCAAGCUUGCUUAUGCAGAUGGUGGACGAGCAGCAAGUCUAGCCAGUAUGUAUGGGAUGGGAGAAGUGGUUCAACAAGCAGAGCCAGAAAAUUCUGAGAAGUCUAUUGUGAUGUUAGAUGACUACAAUAGUGACCUCCACCUUGUAUUGGAUGAUGAUGGGUAUGGUGCUCGUCCCUUAAAUGAUCCAGCGGCAUUCUGUUUUUGUUGGGCUGGUGUCAAGGCCACUCAUGGAGUGUACCGGGGCAAGGCCUAUUAUGAGAUACAAGUCACAGAACACCAGCAGACAGAUUUUGGUUCUGACCACCAGGAGAAAGAUCCACACAUUAUCAGGGUGGGCUGGUCCCUGGAGGAGUGCUCUCUACAGCUAGGAGAGGAGCCAUAUUCUUAUGGAUAUGGAGGGACAGGAAAGUUUUCACAGAACAAUAAGUUUACUAGUUAUGGGGAGAAGUUUGGACAGGGAGAUGUGAUUGGUGCAUUACUAGAUAUGGACAGUCAACCACCCACAAUCUCGUACAUGAAAAAUGGCCAAUGGCUAGGAGUAGCUCACACACUGCAUGGCUUUACUCCAGGCAUCAAAGAGAAGGCACUUUUUCCACAUAUACUGACAAAGAACUCAAGGUUUCGCAUGAACCUUGGACAAGAAGGGACUUGGUAUCCACCCCCUCAGGGCUACAACUAUGUGCAGCAGGUUCCAGAAAAAGUGAAAAGUAUGGAUUCUCCAGAGAAAAAGAAUGAAUGUGAGAUGAUUAUGAUAAUUGGUUUACCUGGUGCUGGAAAGACAACUCUGGCAGAAAACAUGAAAAAGAGUUAUCCUGAGAAACGGUAUAACAUCAUAGGCACAGAUACCCUCAUAGACAAAAUGAAAGUCAUGGGGCUUCCCAGAAAAAACAAUUACAAUGGUCGAUGGGAAGUUCUUAUAGAUAAAGCCACAAAAGCUCUCAACAAACUCUUUGAAAUAGCAAAGAGUAAGAACAGAAACUACAUAUUGGAUCAAACUAAUGUAUACCCAUCAGCAAGGAAAAGGAAGAUGAAAAACUUUAAUGGCUUUUUCCGGAGAGCAAUGAUAUUGCAGCCAGAUGAUGCUGAAUUGAUGAGGAGAUCUGAGAAACGUACAACAGAAGAUGGAAAAUUUGUACCAGAGUCUGCAGUACUAGAGAUGAAGGCAAACUUUAAGUUACCUGAUGAUAAUGAUCCCCUGUUUGACAGCAUUGAGUAUGUGGAACUGCAAAAGAGGGAUGUUCAGGAGCUAGUAGACAGGUACAAUAAUGAGGGAGCUUCUAGAGGGGUGCCAGGUAGAUUUGGACAGAAGCCUUUCCAGCCACCAGCUGACAUGCGCCAGGGUGGCUCGUUUUCAAACCAAGCAAGUAAUGCCCCUCCAUUACCCCAAAAUCAGUUUGGAGAUCGAUUUCAACAAAGCAACUACAGCCAAGAUUAUGGCCAACAAAGCAGAACCAGAGAUUACGAGAGACAAGGCAAACAUUCAGCUUCUGGUGGAAGGGAUAGUGAACCUCCAGAAAAAAGGGGUAGGUUUGAAAACAGUGGGAAUUCCAGUGCAUUAGAUUUACUCAAACAAGAGUAUGAAGAUGAUGAACCAUCACAACCACCAAUGGCAGCUCUUAUGCAAGUAAAAGAAAUCAAACAGGAAGCUCAGUGGCCCAGAGGUGCUGCUCCUUUUGGAAUUGAUCCCCAGCAGUUAAACACACAAAGUCUAUUAGGAUUGCCACCCGGUCAUCUUUUGGCUGGGCAGCCAGUAGCAUUCGGUGGAUCAAAUCUUCAACUUAUCAGUUCUGCAGGGCUGGCAGGAGCAGCUGAGAGAGCAACCGUUAUUCCAGGUUAUGGCCAGGCCUUUGCUCAUGCUGCUGCAGCUCAACCAGACCUUGUAAAGGGUUUACAGGAGAAGAGAAAUCUAGCAGAAGCUGCUAUGAGGGCAGAGGCAGCUAAUGCUCUUCUGGCACAGCAGACUGCAGCAAAUCAGCAAGCACAGCUUGCUGAGACUUUGAAGAACUGGCAAAAUCAAAAUCAGCAACAAAGCAAUAGCAGGCCUAAUAGCCGUGGAGGCUAUAAUGAUCAACAGGGACGAACACGUCCACAUUCAAACCCCUCCCAAGGUUCUGGAUAUGGAAGGACAAAUGCUCAGUAUUCCUUUAAUCCAAACCAAUCAGCUAGAGAUCAAAAUAGACCUAGUAGUGCAGACCAGAGAGAAAGCUAUGGUCAAGGGAAAAAUAAUCAAUCUGGCAACUCUGGUGGUAGACUAAAUUAUGGCCAGGACUCAAAUUCUAAUGAAUAUGGUAGCUCAGAUUUUGAUAAAUCCUCCUUGGACUCAUCCCAAAAUAAUGACAAGCGAAGAAGAGAAAGGAAGAGACCCAGUAAAUGGGACAAUCCAGAUGACAGUAACAGUAAUGCAACAGCAGCAGCUGAAAGUGGUGUGAGUCAGGAAGUGAUGGCCAAAGUUCAGGCAAUUCAGCAAAGUAUUCAGCGACAGCAUGAGCAACAGGAGUCUCAAGCCACUGAGGGUGGUUCAGCAGGAGUGCCUUCAGAUGAAGGCAUCAAGCAGGAGAAAUGGCCUGACGGUCAAGAAAAUAAUCAGUUCCCAGGGAACUUUGGUGGUCCCCCAGGUCCAAGAAUGGAUGGAGGUGGUUUCCCUCCUCAGCGUGGAGGAUUCGGCGGACGGCCCCCAAGACCCAUGAUGGGAAGAGGUGGACCCCCUGGUCCAGGACAAAGACCUCCUCUACCAUUCAGGCCACCAGGUCCGAUGGGAGACAGAUUUCCACGUCCAGAUGGAUUCCCACCAAGACCUGAUGGAUUUGGAGGUCCUCGUUUUGGAGGAAGGGGACCUCCUCCACCAGAUCAAAGAUUUGGAGGACCUGGAAGAGGUGGUCCACCUGGUCCUCCUCCUGGGGGACCUCCUGGACCCCCUCCUCCAGGUGGCCCACCUGGACCUCCACCUGGCCCUCAUUUUAGACCUCGAGGUCCACCUGGUGAUCAAGGAGGCAUGAGAGGUGGGAGACCACCAUUUGGAGGAAGAGGUCCACCUCCUUUUGGUGGAAGAGGAGGAGGAAUGCCAAUGAGACCACCACUUCCUAGAGGAGGACCACCUGGCGGAAGGUGGCCACGGCCUUAAAUAAGUGUUGGGUUUUAUGUUGUUGCUUUUACUCAUGUCAUCAUGUAGGAGAAUUAAAUAGUUUUCAGCGUGGCUGUUUUUAAUUUAUGGGAGGUAAACAGGAGAAUAUUUUUUAAAAUCUUUUUUUUUUCUUCAAAUUCCUUCGUCAUGAAUUUUCAAAGCAAAUACCAAAAUUGUAUAAUAUCCUACUACUUGACUAAUCCAUUGUAGAAAGAUAAUACAUAUACCAUAGCAGAUGUUCUUUUCAGCUUUUAACAGGAACAUUUCUAAGAGUAAAUUUAAGCUUUAGUCAAAAGUAAUUAUUAAAUGGUAUUUUUAUAAUUUGUCUAGCAAAUGAAUAAACAAGUGCUAAUGUUAUUUAAAAAGUAAAAAGCAUUCAAUUUAUAUGUAAAAACAUGAAAAGUAAGAAAUUUAUGAUUUCAAAGAACAGUACUUUUUUUGAGAAACAAAUUAAGAAGUGUAAAUUGUUUACAGCCUAGAAUUCCUACAUAGUGCUUAGUUAUAUGAAUGAUUUAUCCUUUCAAUGAAUGAUCAUUGUAUACCAUUUUUGUCAAUUCUUGAAAGUAUAAGUUAAUGAUUUUAAAAGCUUCAGUAGAAGAAGGAGACAUUUUAUUUCAGGUACCCGGAAUAUGCUGUAUAAUUGUAUUUCAGUGUGAUGUUUAAUUAUUUAAAACUAGAAUUUUGAUUGAAUUUUGCAUAUUACUAUGAACCAUGAUUUGCACAGAAUAUAGAAAGGGGAAUUCACUGUAGGAAAAUCAGCUUAAUCUUUACCUUGCUUCAAUGAAAACUCAGCAUCCUAUUUCAGAUGCUCUUUUGCAUGUACAGGUUGUGGAAUGAAUAUUUUGUCAAUCAGUUUAAAAAGACCCAGAAUCGUGUUUAGAAAAGGGCAUCAUUGAUCUGUUUUUCUCUUUAGAAGAACAUAGUUGAAGUUAAGCUAAGUUUUAUGGUAAUCUGUAAAUUUAUAUCUAUGAAGUUGAUUUUAAAAAUCUAGGUGUCUUUAGGAAGUGUUAUUUUCAUAUAAAUUUAGUAUAUAGAAGUGUUAGAAGCUUCAUUUAUAAAGUGAACAUUGUUUUUUAACGUGUAGAAAUAUUAUACUAUAUUAGUCAUUUUCAGGUGUAACCCGUUCACACUACAAAUAGCAUGCUUUUUAUUAACUGUAUCAUCGGGUCUUCUUUUAUGUAUAACCUCUGCAAUUGUUGUAUAUAAAAUGAUUUCCAUGUUUUGUGAUGUCAAUUUUGCAUAAACUCAACCACUGUAGGUUUCAUCAUACCGAAGCUAGGUAAGCAUUUUAUUUCAGCUUCGAUACACAAGGUGUCCUCCUCGUUCUUUUCAGCAGAAUGAAGUAAAUUUUAUAAAAUUUA
Messenger RNA from Saccostrea echinata, 6678 nucleotides. RefSeq lists its product as uncharacterized. Gene Ontology annotation, cellular component: cytoplasm; eukaryotic translation initiation factor 3 complex. The record is from RefSeq and is a predicted model, not a curated record. Lineage: Eukaryota; Metazoa; Mollusca; Bivalvia; Ostreida; Ostreidae. The coding region runs from base 41 to 5317 and encodes 1758 amino acids. The transcript has 23 exons. Gene Ontology annotation, molecular function: translation initiation factor activity; protein binding. Gene Ontology annotation, biological process: translational initiation.